Molecule: messenger RNA, 2712 nt
Organism: Athalia rosae (coleseed sawfly)
Lineage: Eukaryota; Metazoa; Arthropoda; Insecta; Hymenoptera; Athaliidae
Product: asparagine synthetase domain-containing protein 1
Exons: 5
Coding region: 165-1958 (597 amino acids)
Molecular function (GO): asparagine synthase (glutamine-hydrolyzing) activity
Source: RefSeq, a predicted model, not a curated record
UGAUUGCCGUAGCAAAUGCGCUGCUCGCACUUGCUUCGAAAAAUUGUCGAGUUUCUUCGAUUUUUUGUGACAUACGGGAGUGACUGCACCGGCUGAUCGCGCGCAUGUCUGACGUUUGUUCUGUUUAGUAUCCCGAUUUGUAGUUUAGUUUGUUUAUCGGUGAAAUGUGCGGCAUAUUUUGUUAUGUUUGUCGUGCAAAGAAUUAUCAAGUGUCAGGUACAACAGACUCCAGGAGUGAGGAGAUUUUCACGUAUGUUCAGUGGGAAAAAUGCAAGGAUGCAACAAACGCCAGAGGACCAGACGGAGUGACUGAUAUUACUCAGCAAUUGACCAAAGAAUGGAAUGGCCAUUUUGCUGCGAGCGUGUUAUGGAUGCAAGGCAGUCGCCUCGUACUACAACCAUGUGUAGAUGUCAAUGGGAACAUACUGCUGUGGAAUGGGGAUAUUUUCAAUGGGAAUUUGGCGAGUGACAAGGAUUGCGACACUUUGACAGUGCUCAGGAAUUUCAAUUCAUCCCAGAACGUAAUCGCUACUCUCUUGAAGAUCCAGGGGCCGUACAGUUUUAUAUAUUUUGAUAAUCUCAACAAUCGUUUAUAUUUUGGGAGGGAUCCGUUCGGCAGACACAGUUUACUGAUUAAGCUAAGUGAUGAUAAAGACUCGCUGACUUUGUGUUCUGUCGGAAAUAAAAAUAUGACAAACGUUGUAGAGGUGCCAGCAAUUGGAAUAUUUAUCUGCGACUUAAACAGUGAAGAGCUCAAUUUAGCUUGUUAUCCAUGGAAGGAGCCAAAUUUGAGAUUCACAGAUAUUAUUGAGGAACUCGAAGCCAAUUUGAAUAUGGAUAUCGAUGUGAGAGAAACAAUUGUCCAACCAGAAAUUAAUUUAAGCUUACAUCUGGACCCAGAAAUCAAAGACCUUGAAUACUUGAAUAAUAUUGAUUGCAAUCAAAGUUUCAACGCGAUAAUGCAACAAUUAUUAGACAAUGAUAAAGUACACCGUAGAGUGGAGAACAUUUUGAGGCUAUUAAAAAACUCUGUCGAAGUGAGAGUAAAAAAAAAGCCCAACUACUGCAGGAAUUGUGUGAGGUUGCAUCUGAGUGGUGAACAAGUGAAUUGCAAGCAUGCUAAAAUUGGUAUACUAUUUUCCGGUGGAUUAGAUUCGGCUCUUUUAGCUGUUCUCGCUGAUCAAUUUGUGCCGGAAAAUGAAGAAAUUGAUUUACUGAAUGUGGCGUUCGAAAAAAUUGUAAAUCCAAAUCUCAACGGUACAAAGGAAAUUGAACCGGUGAACUACGAUGUACCCGAUAGAAAAACAGGAAGACAAACCUACGCAGAGUUGGAAAGGAUUUGUCCAAAUAGGAAGUGGAAUUUUAUCGAGGUGAAUGUAACCCAACUAGAGCUUCGGAAAUAUCGUUCUUCUCACAUUUGUAAUCUAGUUUAUCCACGGCGGACGAUAUUGGACGACAGUUUAGGAUGUGCGGUUUGGUUUGCCAGCAAAGCCAAAGGUAUUUUAACCCCAACUGGGCAUCCUUAUGAAUCUUCGUCCAGAAUACUUCUUCUUGGUAUGGGAGCCGAUGAAUUAUUCGGAGGUUAUAUGAGGCACAGAACAACGUUGAAACACAAAGGCUGGGGCACGUUGACGCAAGAAUUAAAGGUUGAGUUAGAGAGAAUCUCGGAACGAAAUCUGGGACGAGAUGAUAGAAUUGUAUCCGAUCAUGGGAGACAGUCGAGGCUGCCUUAUUUGGAUGAAAAUUUAGUCACAUACGUUCAAAGCCUCAAACCAUGGGAACGAUGUUAUCCAACGGAUCAAAUGCCCGUUGGAUUGGGUGACAAGCUCCUACUGCGACUAGUCGCUCGUCGAUUAGGACUUCAAAGUACUGCCAACUUUCCAAAACGAGCCUUUCAGUUUGGUUCUCGAAUUGCCAAUAGUAAAGAAAACGCCAAAGAUAUAUCCGAGAGAUUGUGAAAUGUAGUUCAAUAUUGUCUCUGAUUUUAAUCCAUGAAUAUAUACACCAUAUUAUCAUGAUAUUUUCUCAUUAGAUGUGCAUCAUAUCAACGACUAUUUUCGCUAUUUUUAUUAUCAUGUACUCCGUUUUAAUGUGAGGUGACAUUAUUGAUCAUAAGCUUACGUUGUCUGAUAUUUAUAAAACGUUUCUCUUUGAAACUCGCUUGCUGACAAGAAUAUUGGACGUUUGUUUGUGUCAAGAGUACCAACAUAAAUAAGAAAAUCAUUUACAGAGAAUCAAAGACGUUGUUUUUCCCGACUUAUUACUAAAAUGUCUUCGUAAUCAAUAGCUUGAGAUAACAAAGGUCGCAUACAGAUAAAUAAAUAUAGUUAGCUGUCAGGCUGAGUAAUUCAGACGGCAAAGGCACGUUGCAGUAGUUGCAGGAGUAUCAAAUCUCGUACAUAAAAGCUCGUUCAGCUUGUUCAAAUAUUGAAAAAUGACAAUGACAACUUUGUCAAACGAUGCUGCAACCGCGAGCAGGCCUAACGUAUUCUUGAGGUCCGCACCGCGAGGCACAGGAGAUGAAUUUAAUACACUAUUCACUGCAGAAGCCAUUGAGUUUUUGGUGGAUCUGGUCACCCAUUUCGACCGCAAAGUUGAUCAGCUGUAUUACGCAAGGUCCAUCAGAAAAUACGAGCUCAAACAAAACCCUAAGAUUCCAAAAUUUUUUAAAUCGUACGUCACCAAGAGCAAAUGGGAAAUUGCUCCGGUCGG